Molecule: messenger RNA, 2506 nt
Organism: Coccinella septempunctata (seven-spotted ladybird)
Lineage: Eukaryota; Metazoa; Arthropoda; Insecta; Coleoptera; Coccinellidae
Exons: 8
Coding region: 67-2490 (807 amino acids)
Source: RefSeq, a predicted model, not a curated record
GUCUAUGUCCUCCACCUAAAUUCGAAUUAAGUUUCCGAAAACUGGCGAAAACGUCUUUUGUUGUUUAUGAUGGAAAUUUCACCGGAUAUUUUAUCUAUAAAUGGUAUUUUGGUGAGCGCAAAGGCAGAAUAUGGUGAUAUCUCCAAAAUUAUAUACAAAGGAUUAGUUGGAGAGGAUGCUAUAUUAUAUAUUCAAGAGUGCCUCCAGCUAUUCCUCAAAAAUAAAAAUUAUUUGGAAAAAGAUGUUCCAAAGUUCGAAUUUCGGAAUUAUUUUGAAGAGCUCUCAUUACUCUUCUUAGUUAACUGCGAAUUUAGAAAACCGUUAGAAAUCCAGGAAUAUGAACAUCUCACUAGCAACGUUCCAAAACUUUCAAAAUAUUUGAUUGCUAAAGUUAUUGUGGAUACCAAUUUGGUUGAAUUUUUCUGCACUGCUGUUCAAAAGCUACCUCUAGAAUACUCUUGUGAAAUUUUUGCAGAAUUUCCGCCAAUAAUGGAUAAAGAGGAACCCAAUCGAUUAAUAAAAGAUACUUAUUGCAUCUUGUCUACCAUAGGUAACAUAUCUUCUAAAAAUAAGGAGUUGAAAUAUUCGGAUGAUAUGGAUAGACUACUGAGGAAUGUGCCUGAUUUUUUGUUCUACAUGACGAGAGUACCAAAAUAUGGAGUUUUGAAAAAUAACACAUUAUAUAAAAGAGCAGGACUUGUAUUGGAAAAAUUUUUCAGUUUGCUGUUUUUAUGUCAUAAAAAUGAAAUAAUGGAUGGGAUAUUCAUUGAUAAAUUAAUUGAAUCAACAACUGCCAUUGUUAGGGCUGUAACAUUGGAUAUGUUCUUAUACUGGGCAGAGAUUGAUAUACCCAGUGGAAGCUUACAAUCUCAUUUGGCUGAAAGUGCAUAUCUUAUUAACGCAAAAUAUCAGCAUCAUAAACCUGCCGCAGAUCUAAUUGCUUCUUUGAAGCCCUUCGCAGCAAAACCCAAGGAUAUUAAGGAACAAUUGCAUUCAGCUGAUCUGAAGAGAAUGGUAUUUAUGGUCAACAAAGCCGAUGAAAACCAACAAAAAUGGUUUCAAGGUCUUAUAUUUUCUUCUUUCUUUUCUGAUAAAGAUGCUAUGGAAUGUUUGGAGAAAUGGGCACAUCUGUGUGAUGAAGAAGAUGUUAGUAGAUUAUUGAAUCAGUCUGUGAAGGUGAAAGACGAAAAACCGAAAAAAUUAGCAUUGAAAUGCGCGUCUCUAUUGAAUUUAGAGCAGUUGAUUGUUGUUGCAAUAAGACAUUUUUAUAAUAAUGGUUUUGUUGUAUUAAACAAUAAUCAACAUGAAAUAGUUUCAUGGUUCAAUAAACUAAAAGAUUCUGAUUCAGUGACACAAGAGGCCAGUCAUAAUUUAUUGUUCUUCAUACUCGAAAAUCCCGAUUUUUCGAUCCAUUUCAUUAUGACAGAGUGCAUCAAGAGCGAAUUUUAUAUUUCUUCAUUGUAUGAUUGCUUUAUAAAGUUGAAAGAUAUUUGGAGAAUACAUGACAUUUGCUUGAAGAACCUGAGUGAGCUCAUAAGAAAUAAACCCCCAACAGCAGAAACUUCUCAGUCGUAUAAAAAAUUGAUUCAAACUUUUUUUGUUAUUAACCUGAUGACAUUCGAAGUGUUCUCUGGUAGAAUACUAUGCCCCAUUUUGGAAGAAUAUAUGAAGGAGAAUAAGUAUAAGGAGAUGAAGCAGCUGCUAGUGAUACUGAAUAAUCUUGAGUUGAGUAUAACAGUUGGAGAAGGCACAAAGAAAUUUUUUGAAAUUCUAUUCGAGGUUAUACGUAAACGAUCGGAUGUUUUCAUAUCUGAUUUAACUUUACACAGUGCAAUACAGGAAAGUAUUCAUUUGAUUUUGUACAAAACGUCUCCGAAUCCACAACUUGGUGCUUCAUUUUUCGCAGGUAAUUUAGAGGAAAAAUAUAGACUUAAAUACUACAAACUAUAUUUGUGCAGUCCUACGGAGACUGGAGCACUUUCACGUUAUUUAAUAGGAAAUCUCGCCCCUGAUCAUACAGCUUUAAUCAUUCAGCUGAUGAGGGUUCUACCUACUUCUGUACAAGAUGAAUGGAUAUCCAUAUGUUCUGAAAUCUCAGAAAAACUCGGUUGUGUCGAGCUUGUACAAUUACUUAGGGAUUUAAUGAUUUUUCUUUGCGAUUACGCUAAAGUCCAGGCAAACAGGAACAUUUAUCCUACGAUAUUGGGGUGGUUGAGAUACAUUGUACAACAGUUUGGACACAUUUUGAAGACUAAGAUAUUGCCUUUGAAUAAUGAUGGAAACGAAAUUCUGAUUACACAAUCACUGGUCACUCUCUUGUCGCAUUUUCCAGAAGAAAUGAAAGAAACUGAAGGAUUAAAUAUAAUACAAUCCUUGAUGACAACGAAAUCACUAAAGCAUUUGGGAAAUGAUCCGAAUUUUGUUAAUGAUAUCUGUAGAAUAAAGAAUAGUGGCCUUUGCCAAGUGAUAGCUUCUAAAAUUCUUCAAUAAAAAACACUUUCACUGA